Molecule: messenger RNA, 4425 nt
Organism: Dujonia railenensis
Lineage: Eukaryota; Fungi; Ascomycota; Pichiomycetes; Serinales; Debaryomycetaceae
Source: the annotation of a GenBank genome assembly
AUGUCACAGCUUACUACGUACUACGGACCCAGGCCCCUACAGCCAUUGAAUGACCACAUGAGACACGGGUUUGACCAGGACUACAACUCGGAGAAUUUCCUAUCUCUCCUUGCUAACACAUUCUACAUCUACUUCGAUGAUAAGCGUCACAAUACCAACGGUAACCCGAUCACCGAGGAGAUGAAAAAGCAUCCAGAAUACUACAAGACAUACCAGCCGAUAACUGACUGGAAGGUUAUGAAAGACAGGCAGAAGACCAUUUCUGCCGCCAUUGUGCUAUGCCUCAACCUAGGAGUAGAUCCGCCAGACAUCAUGAAGACGUACCCGUGUGCUAAGUUGGAAGCAUGGUGCGAUCCCUCCACGUACCCGGACACUAAGAAGGCCAUAGAGCUGAUUGGGAAGACCUUACAGUCUCAGUAUGAAACAUUAAGUUUGAGAACAAGAUACAAGCAGUCUUUGGACCCUUGUGUCGAAGAUGUUAAACGUUUCUGCAACACCUUGCGGAGAAAUGCCAAGGACGAGAGGAUCUUAUUCCAUUACAACGGGCACGGAGUGCCUCAGCCCACAGCGAGUGGAGAAAUCUGGGUAUUUAACAGAGGUUAUACCCAGUAUAUACCUAUCUCGCUCUAUGACUUACAAACGUGGUUGGGGGCUCCUUGUAUAUUUGUAUACGACUGUAACAGUGCUGGUAACAUUGUCCACAAUUUCAAGAAGUUUGUUCAGAAAAGAAUUGAUGAUGAUAACGAGGGAAAUCAUGACCUCAGUGCACCACUGCCAACAUCUGCGUACUUAGACUGUAUUCAAUUGGCAAGCGGAAAGAGCAAUGAGUUACUCCCUAUGCUGCCAGACUUACCAGCAGAUUUGUUUACGUGCUGCUUGACAUGUCCUAUCGACAUAAGUGUAAAAUGGUUCGUCCUGCAGUCACCGAUCAGAAAGCUGUACUACCUGUUGUUGCCCAAGAAUCUGAUUGGAAACGUAAUUAUCCCAGGAAAAUUAACUGACAGGAGAACACCACUAGGUGAGCUUAAUUGGAUUUUCACCGCCAUCACUGACACAAUUGCAUGGACCACAUUGUCCAGGCCCAUUUUCAAGAGAUUAUUCAGACAGGACUUGAUGGUGGCGGCUCUUUUUAGAAAUUUCCUCCUCGCAAAGAGAAUUAUGCCCCAUUUCAAUUGCAAUCCAAUCAGUGACCCUCCAUUGCCAGAUUCAGUCCGGUUCCAUCACAUGUGGGAUUCGUGGGAUUUGGCUAUAGACCAGGUCUUUAGCCAAUUAAUAAAGUCUAACGGGGUUGCUCCUAUAAGCACCAGUGUCGUACUUGGAGGAGGCUUGAAUCAAGCAUUAUCAACUGUAAAUGGAGGAAAUAUCAGUACACUUAAUGGUCAAAUCCAAAACGGACCAAAGAUCAACGGACUGAAUGGGCAUGUAAAUGGCACUGCAAAUAACAUAAAUAGGAAUGUCUCAGGAGGCAUAACUCCUGGUUCUGCGACUAGCACCAAUAUUCAUACUCCAACAGGAGCGGCUCCUUCAGCUCAACAAUUAAACUACCAGCAUUCAACAUUCUUUGAACAGCAGCUUACUGCGUUUGAAAUAUGGCUCAAAUACGCAGGAUCUUCUAAGAUGGAACCCCCAGAACAGUUACCGAUUGUUCUUCAAGUACUCCUUUCUCAAGUUCAUAGGCUUCGUGCGUUGAUCUUACUAUCCAAAUUUCUUGACCUCGGACCUUGGGCAGUAUACCUUUCUCUUUCCAUUGGUAUAUUCCCCUAUGUUUUAAAAUUAUUACAAAGCCCGGCGCAAGAAUUAAAACCAGUUUUGAUCUUCAUUUGGGCCAGAAUCAUGGCCAUUGAUUAUAAGAGCACACAACAAGAACUCUGUAAAGAUAAAGGCUAUAAUUAUUUCUAUUUGAUCUUGAAUUCCCAGAACCAACAAGGGACCAUGAAUACAAGUACAGGAACAGGAACUGUUGGGGGUGCUGGAGUAGUUGCAAAUGGACCCUCAGCUAAUAACAUCUUAAUCAAUGAUGACCAUAAAGCGAUGAGUGCAUUCAUUCUUACAUUAUUUAUUAAGGAUUUCAAGAAUGGACAAAGAUUAUGCUUUUCAAUAGAAUUGAUUAGAAAUUGUUUAAAAUUUUUGUCCUCGAGCGAAAACCCACUACUCAGACAAUGGUGUUGUUUAUUAUUGAGUCAAUUAUGGAUGGGAUACCCAGAUGGAAAAUGGAUAAUAUAUAAAGAUGGAUACCUACAAAAGUUUUUGGGAUUAGUGAAUGAUCCGAUUCCAGAGGUCAGAAGCAGCAUUAUUUUAGCUUUAACUAACUUUUUAAGUGAACCAGACCAGCAAGCACAAGGGCAAAGUAACCAUGCUCAAAAUAUUCAAGGGCAGAAUCCUCAGGUAAUUCCACAGCACCAGGAUUUAAGAAAGGAUGAACUAAAACAACAAGAUUUGAAGCUUGCAAAUACUAUUCUUGGACUUUUAGGAGACGGAUCUUCCAUGGUUCGUAAGGAAAUUGUAUACUUUAUUGCCAAAUUUAUCAAGAUUUAUUCAAAGUUCUUUUUAGUUGUUGCAUUCAAUCAAUUGGAAGAAGAAAUAGUUCUUAUUGAUAAUGCCAAUUAUCUUAUCGAAUUCAGAAAGAAGUCACCUGCUUAUGGUUCCAUUUUUAGUUCCAUAUGGAAAUCUUUAUUGAUUUUGUCAGAAGACCCUCAUUUGGACGUAAAGCAACUAGCUGAAAUCUUAAUAGAUUCAGUUAUGGUUCAAUUAAACGAGAGUGAGCUAGGAGGGUUAGUGAAAGAAAUGCAGGAUGAAUUAUUAAGCAAAUCAACUAUCAACAUCAGCGAGAGCUUUAAACCUAUCAACCCAAUUGUAAGUCGCUUAGAAAAUGGCAAUGGUAAUGGGCAUUUAGCUAGAAGACAGGUUUCUUCUGGCUCUACAUUACAAAGAAGAAACAACACAUUAACAAUCAAUGGAAUGAGAUCAGCUUCGACGUCAAAUAUUAAUGAUAAGCUAAAGUCAACCGAUUCAGACACUGAAUCUAUUCUGUCAAAAAUAAAAAAUCUUUCCAUUGGCAAAAUAUUCAAGCUGCUUCAACUUAAUGAAGAAUCCGAUUUAAAAAACUUUUCACGAAUUUUAAACUUGGGCCCUGUUCCUACAAAUUAUGGUGUAGAAUUAAAACCUAAGACCCCAAGAUUCCAUGCUAGAGAUUUAACCAUCAAGCCCGAAUUGCCAGCAGAAUCUGGAUUUUUCCAAUACAGUUGUGAAUAUUUCCAAGAGCCCCAAAUGUCCAAGAAUGAAAUUGACGAACCCGGAUCUAAAGAAUAUGCGAAAAGAUUGUGGAGAAGGAAUCGUAAUGAAUCAAUAAUUCAAGAAACUCAACCACAAAAAGAGUUAGCCAUUAGAGGAGAUUGGAACAGCAAUUUAAAGAUAUUAAAUAAUAAGCUGCAACCCAAGCUCAUUAAAUUUACUCAGUUUGAAAAAAUAUUAGUAUCUUCAGAUGAAAAGGAUAAUGUUACUGUGUGGGAUUGGGAAUACAACAAUGUAGUUAAAAAAUUUUCAAAUGGGAACCCAUAUGGUACAAAGAUUACAGAUAUUAAAUUCCUUAAUGAAGAUGAUCAACCAUUACUUUUGACAGGUAGUAGUGAUGGUGUUAUCAAAAUCUAUAAGAAUUUCCAUGACAAUUAUAGUGGCGAUAACAUUGAAUUAAUUGCAUCUUGGAGAGCAUUGACGGAUUUGCUCUUAACUUCGAAGCUGUCUGGAUUGAUUUCUGAAUGGCAACAAUCCAGAGGUUCCUUGCUAGUUAGUGGGGAUGUCAAAAUUAUUAGGAUAUGGGAUGCUCCUAGGGAGUUGUGCUUAGUUGAUAUACCUGCUAGAUCGACUUCGAGCAUCACUUCAUUGACAUCUGAUCAAGUGGCUGGAAACUUGUUUAUCGCAGGUUUUGAUGAUGGAAGUUUAAGAGUUUACGAUCGUAGAUUAGAUAGUAGGGAAUCUAUGGUGAAGACAUGGAAUACUACAAGCAAAAGUGAAGGUGGAUACCAAAGAGGAGGUGGAGCUUCCAUUAGAAAUGUGCAUAUGCAAAGAGGUGGCUAUAGAGAACUUGUCAGUGGAUCCUCUAAUGGGUAUGUCAAUCUCUGGGAUAUCAGACUUAACGAUCCUGUUGAGUCCUUUGUCAAUUCACCUGAAAAAUCUAUCCGUUGUAUAGAUGUGCAUGAACAUGCUCCAAUUAUUACAACUGGGGCUAAACUGGUGAAGCUUUGGAGUACGUCGGGUGAUUUGAUACUGUCGUUGAAGAAUCCACACGACACAUACUUGGCUAAUAGAACAUCCAGUUACUUAUCAAGUGCUGUUUUCCAUCCGCAUUACAUGAUGAUGGCCACAAAUUACAAUCAAGACGGACAUAUAAACUUGUAUACUUGCACUGAUACUGCGCAAGAGUAUUAG